CUCGUCGCCAAGUCCGAAGCGCAGGCAGCGCGCAACUGGGAUGUGUUCUACAAGAACAACGAAACGCGCUUCUUUAAAGAUCGGCAUUGGACGCAACGCGAGUGGGGUGAGGACCUCGGCAUCGGAAAGGGAAAGCAACUUGAACCUGUGCUGCUGGAAGUCGGCUGCGGUGUAGGCAACAUGCUGUAUCCACUACUGGAGCGCUACCCAAAUCUCAAAUGCCACGCGUGCGAUUUCUCCAAACGAGCCGUGGACUUUGUGAAGUCGCACCCUUCCUACACACCCGAGCGUGUGCAUGCUUUCGUUUACGAUCUCACAUCCACAAGUCCACCCUCGCUUGUAGAACUCGUGAUGUCUGUUGGCAGCGUGUCUUCACCACCACCACCAGCAUCAAUACCAACCAUCCCUCCGCCGACGACGAUCAGCAUGAUCUUCGUUCUCUCCGCUAUCCCUCCACAGCUCCACGAGCAGGUGCUCCGCUCGAUGGUCGCUUGCUUGCGCGCUUCGUCCGCUUCCGCCUCUGCUGAUCAUACACCAACACCCACAAUACUCCUUCGCGACUACGCCUCCGGUGACCUCGCGCAGGUACGCUUUGACAGCAAAGACGCUGCGCUGCCAUCGUACCGCGAACCGACGCGCCUCUCACCUGCGGCGCCAUACUAUCGGCGCGGAGCGGACAACACGCUUGCCUACUUUUUCGACGUGGACCAGCUGCAGCGCCUCGCGCGCCGCUGCGGAUUAGUAGGGGAGGCUAAGGUUGUCGAACGCAGCAGCGAGAACAGAAAGACAGGGGUGGUAUUAAGGAGACGGUUCAUCCAGGCUCGAUGG
Tilletiaria anomala UBC 951 is the source of this 828-nucleotide messenger RNA. Its product is annotated as S-adenosyl-L-methionine-dependent methyltransferase. The annotation marks the transcript as partial. Lineage: Eukaryota; Fungi; Basidiomycota; Exobasidiomycetes; Georgefischeriales; Tilletiariaceae. The record is from RefSeq and is a predicted model, not a curated record. The transcript has 4 exons.